AUGUUCAGAAACACCGUUCUCGCUCUUCUCGUCGCUGCCGGGGCCACUCAAAGCCAGGCUGCUUUCACACUGAAGAAGACAUAUGAUUCCAGCAAUUUUCUGGACUCAUUCAACUUCCGAGACCGUGCCUACUUUGAUAGUAUCGACCCUGGCUAUGAGGGCGAUCCGACUGGUGGCUCCGUCAACUACUUGAGCAGAAGUCAAGCAGUGAGCUCCGGUAUCGUCAAUACCAAUAACGGCAAGAUUCUCCUUGGAGUGAACUCUGUCGACAAAGCGCCGCUUCUCACACCUGGGGGAUCCAAGCAUGGACGUGGAAGCGUUCGUCUUGAGUCCAAGGAGUCUUACAGCUCGGGCAUUCUGAUCGCUGAUAUUGAGCAUAUGCCUGGAGUCGCAUGUGGUGUCUGGCCUGCCUACUGGUCUUACAACUUUGACGAGGAUCCUGUUGGUGAGAUUGAUAUCAUCGAGGGUAUCAACGCCAACCAGAACGGCAACUAUGUCUCUCUGCACACUUGUGGAGCAUGCAUCUUCAACCGUCCCGGAGGUCUUGAGCCUAGGAACAAUUGCAACAUUGGCGGCUCCGAUACCCGAUACUGUUCAGAUGGAGUGAACUAUUCUGGAUGCGGCAACACCAUGCCAUCUGGAUCUUACGGCAAGAGCUUCAACGCCAACAAGGGCGGCAUCUACGCCACAUGGUUGACAACAGAGGCUGUCAAGAUCUGGUGGUUCCCCCGCAACAGUAUUCCCGCUGAUAUCAAGAACGGCAAGCCCGAGCCCAACACUUGGGGUCAGCCUGCUACGACUCAGUUUGUCAAUGCUAAUGGCAACUGUGAUGUUGGAAAGUACUUCAAGAAGCAGACUAUUAUUUUCAACACGGCAUUCUGCGGAAGCAACAUCGACCAAGGAAUCUGGAACCAGGAGUGUAGAGCCUCAACAGGCUAUGCUACCUGCGACGAUUAUGUCACCAACCAGCCUGCUGCUUUCAAGGAGGCUUACUGGACCAUCAACUCUCUGAAGCUCUACCAGUGA
This is a messenger RNA of Fusarium graminearum PH-1, 1026 nucleotides long. RefSeq lists its product as uncharacterized. The record is from RefSeq and is a predicted model, not a curated record. The transcript has 5 exons. Gene Ontology annotation, molecular function: hydrolase activity, hydrolyzing O-glycosyl compounds. Gene Ontology annotation, biological process: glucan catabolic process. Bases 1 to 1026 code for a protein of 341 amino acids. NCBI's taxonomy places the organism in Eukaryota, Fungi, Ascomycota, Sordariomycetes, Hypocreales, Nectriaceae.